Messenger RNA from Arachis duranensis, 870 nucleotides. RefSeq names its product DNA mismatch repair protein MSH7. The coding region runs from base 108 to 437 and encodes 109 amino acids. The record is from RefSeq and is a predicted model, not a curated record. The transcript has 4 exons. Gene Ontology annotation, molecular function: mismatched DNA binding; ATP binding. NCBI's taxonomy places the organism in Eukaryota, Viridiplantae, Streptophyta, Magnoliopsida, Fabales, Fabaceae. Gene Ontology annotation, biological process: mismatch repair.
UGUAUAUAGUCGUUUGGUUAUUACUUUCCUACUUGUUUACCUCUUAAAGAUUAAAGAGAGUUGUUAUUACUUGCUACUUCAGGUUGGUAUAUCUGAAAGUGGGAUUGAUGAUGCUGUUCAAAACUUGGUUGCUCGGGGGUUGGAAGGGUGGAGCAGUUGGAGACAUCCGUGCUAGAGGAGCCAACUCUGUUAUUCAAAGAAAAUUAGUUCAGGUCAUCACUCCAUCAACCACUGUGGAGGGUAAUAUUGGGCCUGAUGCCAACUAUCUGCUUGCAAUAAAAGAGGGUAGCACCAUCUUGGAUGAUGGUUCAGUUGUGUAUGGAUUUGCUUUUGUUGAUUGUGCUCGUCUUCGAUUUUGGGUUGGCUCCAUUGAUGGUGAUGCAUCAUGUUCUGCUCUGGGAGCUUUAUUGAUGCAAGCAUGUUUUGGGACAUCUUAAUUCCCUAUUUUUCAUUUUUAUAAUUAGGGUAUAGGUUUCAUGAAUUGUAACUCAUUUGUAAAACUUUUAGCUAAUUUAAUUUUGGGCAUUGGUGCUUAGGCGUCGCCUAAGGAAGUAUAUAUGAAAGUAGAGGUGAACAACAAUCUAUUCUCAAAUACAUGUCAAAUCUAAAGGUCCAUUAUUUCAUGUUAAAAUAUAAUGUUUUUUUCAGGGCUGUCCAAAGGAGCUCAGAAAGCGCUUAGAAAAUUCUCAUUACAUGGUGAGAUGUGAUCUUCUGUUGCUGGUGUGGGGAUAUAUUAAUGGGAUUUUAUAUGGGUGUUUCUUCGGCUUGGGAGCUACACAUCUAUUACAGCAAUACUUGAAAUUGAUUUCGCACGGUUCUGUAUAGUAAUAAACAUCUUGUGGUUGGAAAAUAUUAUGAUAUAUUUGGUAA